Messenger RNA from Amphibalanus amphitrite, 1608 nucleotides. RefSeq names its product 5'-nucleotidase-like. The record is from RefSeq and is a predicted model, not a curated record. Bases 1 to 1608 code for a protein of 535 amino acids. Gene Ontology annotation, biological process: nucleotide catabolic process. The transcript has 2 exons. Gene Ontology annotation, molecular function: hydrolase activity. NCBI's taxonomy places the organism in Eukaryota, Metazoa, Arthropoda, Thecostraca, Balanomorpha, Balanidae.
AUGAAUAGCGAGCUGCUGUCUGGAGUGGAGUCGUCGGCAUGCGACGGCCGGUCCUGUCGCCAGUGGCACGUGCUGGUGCUGAACGCCGCCGGCGCCGAUCUGGGCCUGCCCGCGGACGCGCACGCGGUGGGUGUGCAGUCGAUGGGCGGGCUCGGCUCUGUGCCGCUCGUCUCGCACGUCGGCGGCCCCACGGUGGCGGCCAACCUGCAGCUGCCGGCGCCGCUGGCCACUGCCGUGACCGCCUCGGUGACGCUGGAGGUCGGCGCCGCCGGCCGGGUCGGUCUGGUCGGCGUGGUGCCGACCUCGCUGGAGGCCGGGCGCGCCGGCGGCGCCGUCACCGACCCGCUCCAGGCCGUCGGACAGGAGGCGGCUCGGCUGCGCGCCGCCGGCGUGGGCACCGUGCUGGCGCUGGGCCGGCUGGACGGGGAGACGGCGCUGCAGGUGGCGCAGCGGCUGCCCGGCCUGGACGGCCUGGUGAUACCCGGCGGACUGCGGCCGCACGCCGUGUACCCGCUGCCGGUGGGACGGGACGCGGGCGGCGCGCUGCCGCUGCUCGAGGCGCCGCUGGUCGCUGCGCCCGGCUACCUGGGCGUGGUGACUCUGACGCUGGCCGCCGACGGCCGGGUGUCCGGCUGGCGCGGCCGCGUGCUGCCGAUCCGGGCCCCGGCCCCGGCCCCGCCGCCGGCCGCCGCUCCACCAGUAGCCGCCGGGACAGGGUUCUGCCCGCCGGUCGCCGAUCAGGUGGGCGCGACACUCUCCGAGCUGGACGGCCGCAUCGACUCGUGCUCGCAGAGGGAGUGCUCGCUGGGCAGCACGCUGGCCGACGCGCUACUGCUGGCCGCUGUGACGCCGUCGGCCAGCUCGUGGAGCGAGGUAUCGCUGGCCGUGCUGAGUGCCGGCGCCCUGAGCAGCUCGCUGCCGCGCUGCGCCGUCUCCGAGGCCGACCUGGCGGCCGCCGUGGCCACCAACGCGACGGCGGUGACGCUCUCUCUGGCCGGCAUCCACCUGCGCCAGGUGUUCGAGGUGUCUGCGGCCGGCCGCGGCUCGGCGGCGUUCCUGCAGACGGCCGGCGUUCGUGUGGUGUACGACAUGACCCGGCCGGCCGGUCGCCGCGUCCGCCGGCUCGAGGUGCUCUGCUCGCAGUGUGUGACGCCGCGCUACGAGGAGGUGCGCGCCGGCGCCAUGUACCGGCUGGUGACCACCAGCUACCUGGCCGCCGGCGGACACGGCUACCGGGUGCUGCCCAGGCGCGGCCGCGCCGUGGCCGACUCGGGCCGGCCCGUGCGCGACAUCCUGCGCCACUACCUGCGCUCCCGGUCACCGGUGCCGCCGCCCACCGGCGGCCGCGUCUUCUUCUCCGGCCAGGACGGACCGGUGAGCGACCCGCCGGCGCGCUCACCAACCGCCUCUACCAGUACGGAGAGAACGACCACGGCCGCGGCGGCCGUCACUUCCACCGCGGCGCCACCUGCGGGCGGCACGCGGCCGGCCGAGACCAUCGGCGAGGCGCUGCAGUCGACCAGCGUGUCGCAGAUGGUCCUCAACUCGGCCCUCUGGAGCCUCAGCGGAUUCUUCAUGCUCGGAAUGAUGAUCACGGCAUUCUUUUAA